AUGACCUUCGCUACCCCCACUAACUUGGUUCCCGCUCAGGGUGCCGCCGCCCUCUCUGCCAACUCUGAGGUCCCCCAGGUCGCUUCCUUCAACGUCAAGGCCGGCCUCGCCCAGAUGCUCAAGGGAGGAGUGAUCAUGGAUGUCAUCAACGUUGAGCAGGCUUUGAUCGCUGAGGCUGCCGGUGCCUGUGCCGUCAUGGCUUUGGAGCGUGUCCCCGCCGAUAUCCGCAAGGACGGUGGUGUUGCUCGCAUGUCCGACCCCAGAAUGAUCCGCGAGAUUAUCAACGCCGUCUCCAUCCCCGUCAUGGCCAAGGUCCGCAUUGGUCACUUUGUCGAGGCCCAGAUCAUCGAGUCUUUGGGAGUCGACUACAUUGACGAGUCCGAGGUCCUGACCCCCGCCGACGAGGCGAACCACAUCAACAAGCACGACCACAAGGUCCCCUUCGUCUGCGGCUGCAAGAACCUCGGUGAGGCCCUCCGUCGCAUCAACGAGGGUGCCGCCAUGAUCCGCACCAAGGGUGAGGCCGGUACCGGUAACGUUGUCGAGGCCGUCCGUCACUGCCGCACCGUCAAGGCCGAGAUCCGCAAGGCUCAGUUGAUGGAUGACUCUGAGCUCUUCACCUACGCCAAGGAGAUCCAGGCUCCCUACCACUUGCUCAAGGAGACUGCCAAGUUGGGUCGUCUUCCCGUUGUCAACUUUGCUGCCGGUGGUGUUGCUACCCCUGCUGAUGCCGCCUUGAUGAUGCAGUUGGGAUGCGAUGGUGUCUUUGUUGGUUCCGGUGUCUUCAAGUCUGGUGACCCUGCCAAGCGUGCCCGUGCUAUUGUCCAGGCUGUUACUCACUUCAACGACCCCAAGGUUCUUGCUGAGGUUUCUGAGGAUCUUGGUGAGGCUAUGGUUGGAAUCAACAUCUCCGAGAUCCCCAAGGACCAGCUCUACGCCGCCCGCGGUUGUCUGGUUGGUGGUCUGGGUGUCAUGACUGCUGCCUAUGGAGCCCACGGCCUCGAGAAGCGCGUCAACAACGACGCCGGCAAGCUCAAGGCAUGGAACAGCGCUGCAAACAUCCAAUUGAUCCACUCCGUCGCCCUGUUGGCCAUCUCCCAGUCCCCAGCCCUCUUGGCCCGCUCCGGCAGAUUCGCCGCCCCCCUGAUCCUUCUCGGCACCACUCUCUUUUCGGGUUCGAUUUACACCUUGAUCCUCGACACCGACAAGACCAUCUCCCGCAACUUCCGUCUCGGUCUUGCCACUCCUCUUGGAGGAGUUGUCCUCAUUGCCGGAUGGUUCGCCCUUGUCCUCUAA
Molecule: messenger RNA, 1296 nt
Organism: Linnemannia hyalina
Lineage: Eukaryota; Fungi; Mortierellomycota; Mortierellomycetes; Mortierellales; Mortierellaceae
Source: the annotation of a GenBank genome assembly